Molecule: messenger RNA, 1015 nt
Organism: Euleptes europaea (tarantolino)
Lineage: Eukaryota; Metazoa; Chordata; Lepidosauria; Squamata; Sphaerodactylidae
Gene: ATP6AP2
Product: ATPase H+ transporting accessory protein 2
Exons: 8
Coding region: 111-1010 (299 amino acids)
Biological process (GO): positive regulation of Wnt signaling pathway
Cellular component (GO): membrane; external side of plasma membrane
Molecular function (GO): signaling receptor activity
Source: RefSeq, a predicted model, not a curated record
GUAUUUUUGCUAAUGAAUUCAAUGUAAUACGAUCUCCUGAGUCAGUGGUUUUUCGUCAGGGAAGCUGGCCGAUACCUGGAGAACGAAUUCCUGAUCUGGCUGCAUUAUCCAUGGGCUUCUCUAUUGAGGAAGACCUCUCCUGGCCUGGACUUUCAGUAGGUGAUCUCUUCCGACGUCCUCGAGCUACAGUUCUGGUCACAGUAACAGGGAUAGACAAGUUAAUGCUACCUGAGAAUGGUAUCUCUUACCCAGUUGAGAAUGCAGUUCCUUUCAACCUGGAUGGUGUUGCAAAUGCCAUUCAUACUUUGUUUUCUGAGGAAAUCCCCGUAGUAGUACAGCUUGCUCCUAUUGAAGAGAGAGUAUACAUGGUGGGAAAGGCAAACUCUGUGUUUGAGGACCUUUCGGUCACACUACGACAGCUUCGGAAUAGAUUAUUCCAGGAUAAUUCAAUUCUGGCUUCUCUUCCCCUCAAUUCCCUGAGCAGAAACAAUGAGGUUGAUCUGCUGUUUCUGUCAGAAUUACAAGUCCUGCAUGAUAUCACAAGCUUGCUUUCCAGGCACAAGCAUUUAGCAAAGGAUCAUUCACCAGACCUGUACUCUUUGGAGCUUUCUGGGUUGGAAGAAAUUGGUAAGCGGUACGGAGAGGACUCGCGGCAGUUUAAGGAUGCCGCUCAAAUUCUUGCAGACUCACUGCAAAAGUUUGCAGAUGAGAUGUACAAUCUCUAUGGUGGCAAUGCAGUGGUGGAAGUGGUCACUGUGAAGACCUAUGACAUACCCUUUGUGAGGAAGUCACGAUCUAUCUUAGAAACCUCACAGACUGCUCCUGGAAAUCAGUAUAACCUAGGAUAUCAAUACAACUUUAACUAUGCUGUGGUCUUCAACAUAAUUCUGUGGAUCAUGAUAGCCCUCAUCAUAGCUGUGAUUGUUAUUUCCUACAACAUCUGGAAUAUGGAUCCAGGCUAUGACAGCAUCAUUUACAGGAUGACCAACCAGAAGAUCAGGAUGGAUUAAGUAAA